AUGAGGCCAGAUCAGUCUUACUGUGAUCGUUUGCAACAAGACAUGGCUUUUCUAACAAGCAAUGGCAGGCUGAGUGAGCAGCUGGUUGACAAAAUCAUCCUUCAGUUAAACAGAGUUUAUCCUCAAAUUCUUACCAAUAAAGAAGCAGAAAAGUUUCGAAACCCGAAAGCUUUCCUUCACAGUCGGUUGUCAAGUCUGAUAGCCCACUUGCAGAAGAAAGGUGACAAGCCCUGCCAAGAGUUUUACCGUGCUUUACAGAUCAACGCUGAACAGCUGUAUAACAGCUUGCCAAGCAGGAAAAUCCUAAAAACCUCAGAUUCUACAGGGAUAAACUCUGAGAAGGAGAUAUGUAUUCUAAAUGACAGGGGGCCAACAUUCUUCCUUGCUUGUUUCACUGUUGCAGCAGGAUUAGCAUUUAUCAUGUACUACUAUAACCCAGAGUCAAAAAUUCUAGGAAGAGCCAGGAAGGUGCUGGGUUUUUCACCAAUCAUCAUAGGAAGACACGUUGCAAAUAUUUGUAUGAUAUACAUGGAAGACUCAGCAAGGGAGCAAUAAGAAUAAACCAGUUCUGU
Molecule: messenger RNA, 572 nt
Organism: Euleptes europaea (tarantolino)
Lineage: Eukaryota; Metazoa; Chordata; Lepidosauria; Squamata; Sphaerodactylidae
Gene: CARD19
Product: caspase recruitment domain family member 19
Exons: 6
Coding region: 1-555 (184 amino acids)
Biological process (GO): regulation of apoptotic process
Cellular component (GO): mitochondrion
Source: RefSeq, a predicted model, not a curated record